Messenger RNA from Penaeus vannamei (Pacific white shrimp), 2754 nucleotides. NCBI's taxonomy places the organism in Eukaryota, Metazoa, Arthropoda, Malacostraca, Decapoda, Penaeidae. The record is from RefSeq and is a predicted model, not a curated record.
AUGAGGAAGUCGCUGCACCUCCUUUGCUCGCCGAGGUAUAAGGGUAUAAGGGAAGCCAUCCAGGCCCACAGGCGAGGUUGCCGGUGUCAGGGAACCCAGACCAAUCCUCACCAGAUCAAUAAUCCCCAGCCAGACCAAUCCCUCAGCCAGCCCAAUCCCUCACCCAGGCCAAUCCUCAGCCAGACAAUCCCUCAAGCCAGCCAAUCCCUCAGCCAGCCAAUCCCUCCCAGUCCCUCAGACAAUCCCUCAGCCAGACCAAUCCCUCAGCCAGCCAAUCCAAUCCCUCAGCCAGACCAAUCCUCCAAUCUCAGCCAGCAGGCCAAUCCCUCAGCCAGACCAAUCCUCAGCCAGGCAAUAGCCCCCAGCAGCCCAAUCCUCAGCCAGACUCAAUCCCUCAGCCAGCCAGCCAAUCCCUCAGCCAGCCAGCAAUCCUCAAUCCCAAUCCCUCAGCCAGAUCCCUCAGCCAGACAAUCCUCUCAGCCCCAGACCAAUCCCUCAGCCAGACCAAUCCCUCAGCCAGCCCAAUCCCUCAGCCAGCCCAAUCCCUCAGCCCAGGCCCAAACCCAUCCUCAGCCAGUCAUCCCUAGCCAGACCAAUCCCUCAGCCAGCCAGCCACCAAUCCCUCAGCCAGACCAAUCCCUCAGCCAGCAGCCAAUCCUCAGCCAGCCAAUCCCUCAGAGCCAAUCCCAGACCAAUCCCUUCAGCCCAGGGCCAAUCCCUCAGCCAGACCAAUUCCCUCAGCCAGCCCAAUCCCUCAGCAGCACCAACUCCCUCAGCCAGACUCAGCCAGCCAGCCAGGCCAAUUCCUCAGCGCAGCCCAAUCCCUCAGCCAGCCCAAUUCCCUCAGCCAGACCCAAUCCCUCAGCCCCCAAUCCCUCAGCCACCAAUCCUCAGCCAGAGCCAAUCCUCAGCCAGACCAAUCCUCAGCCCAAUACCAGUCACCAAUCCCUCAGCAGCCAAUCCCUCAGCCAGCCCAAUCCCUCCACCCAAUCAGGGCCCAUAUCAGCCAGCCCAAUCAGCCAGACCAAUCCCUCAGCCAGACACAGCCGCCUCAGCCAGCCCAAUCCUCAUCAGCCAGCCCAAUCCCUCAGCCAGCCCAGCCAGCCCAAUCCCUCAGCCAGCCAAUCCUCAGCCAGCCAAUCCCUCAGCCAGCCCAAUCCCUCAGCCAGCCCAAUCCCUCAGCCAGCCCAAUCCCUGCAGCAACCAAUCCUCAGCCAGGAAUCCCUCAAUCCCUCAGCCAGCCCUCAGCCAGACCCAAUCCCUCAGCCAGCCAAUCCCUCAGCCAGCCCAAUCCCUAGCCAGCCCAGCCCUCAGCGACCAAUCCCUCAGCCAGACCAAUCCCUCAGCCAGCCAGAUCCCUCAGCCAGCCCAAUCCCUCAGCCAGCCAAUCCCUCAGCCAGCCAAUCCCUCAGCCAGGCCAAUUCCUCAGCCCAGACCCAAUCCCUCACCCCCAAUCCCUCAGCCAGACCAAUUCCCUUCAGCUCAGCCAAUCCCUCAGCCAGCUCAUCCCUCAGCCAGCCAAUCCCUCAGCCAAUCCAGCCCAAUCCCCUCAGCCAGACCAAUCCCUCAGCCAGACCAAUCCCUCAGCCAGACCAAUCCCUCAGCCAGGCCAAUCCCUCAGCCAGACCAAUCCUCAUUCAGCCAGGCCAAUCCCUCAGGUCCAGACCAGAGUCAGGCAACCAGACAUCCCUCAGCCCAGGCCCAAUCCCUCAGCCAGCCCUGAAUCACCUCAGCCAGCAAUCCCUCAGCCAGCCCAAUCCCUCAGCCAGCCCAAUCCUCUCAGCCCCAAUUCCCUCAGCCAGGCAGGCCAAUCCCUCAGCCAGCCAAUCCUCAGCCAGACCAAUCCCAGCCAGACCAAUCCUCAGCCAGGCCCAAUCCCUCAACCAGACCAAGGCCAAGCCCAAUCCAUCAGCCAGCCAAUCCCAAGCCAGCCGCAAUCCUCAGCCAGCCCAAUUCCUCAGCCAGCCAAUCCCUCACCAGACGCAAUUCCCUCAGCCAGGCCCAAUCCCUCAAGCCAGCCAAUCCCUCAGCCAGGGCCAGGCGCCAAUCCCUCAGCCAGACCAGCCAGCCCAAUCCCUCAGCCAGACAAUUCCCUCAGCCAGCCAAUCCCUCAGCCAGACCAAUCCCACCAGCCAGGCCAGCCAAUCCUCUCAGCCAGGCCAAUUCCCUCAGCCAGACCAAUCCCUCAGCCAGCCCAGCAAUCCCUCAGCCAGCCCAAUCCCUCAGCCAGGCCAAUCCCUCAGCCAGACCAAUCCCUCAGCCAGGCCAAUCCCUCAGCCAGACCAAUCCCUCAGCCAGCCAAUCCCUCAGCCAGCCCAAUCUCAGCCCCAGCCAAAUCUCAGCCAGCCCAAUCCCUCCCAGACCAAUCCCUCAGCCAGCCAAGCCAGACCAAUCCCUCAGCCAGGUCCAUCCUCAGCCAGACCAAUCCCUCAGCCAGCCCAAUCUCAGCCAGACCAAUCCCUCAGCCAGCCCAAUCCCUCAUCAGCCAAUCCCUCAGCCAGCCCCAUCCCUCAAGCCACCCAAUCCCUCAGGCCAUGCCAAUCCCUCUCAGCCAGAAUCCAGCCAUCCCUCAGCCAGAGCCAAUCCCUCAGCCUCAGCCAUCCCUCAGCCAGCCAAUCCUCAGCCAGACCAAUCCCUCAGCCAGCCCAAUCCCUCAGCCAGCCCAAUCCCUCAGCCAGACCAAUCCCUCAGCCAGACCAAUCCCUCAGCCAGACCAAUCCCUCAGCCAGACCAAUCUCUCGACCCUUUGUUUGA